UAAAAUACGCCAAGUGGUCAACAAUUAAGACUCUAUCGUCCAUCCACCAAAAUGGUAUUCCUACUCGCCCUGGGACUAUUCUUUGGCGGUCUACUGGCCGUCCUCAGUCUGAUCUUUAAGCUGUUGGGUCUGAAACCGCCCAUGAUCUUUGACAAGUACCCCUUGAAGGGCAUCUUCUAUCGUUUCAAAUUCUGGAUAUCCCUGCUGGUGCUGAAGAAUCUAAGAUAUAGGAUCUAUCGCAGGAACGAAGAGGUCCUGGGUUCCGAUGAGCAUUUGGCCAAAAUCGAUCGGGCCCAGGAGCUGGGCAGUGAUCCGAAGAGCUAUGAUGUGGUCAGCUUCAUGGCGGCCAAUCGAGAGGGCCAGAAGCUGAUGGUGACUUUGGAGCGUCGGCGGCGCGGUGUCCUGAAGGCGGCCCUCUACCUGUGGCUGCCCGAUAAGGGAGGACUCUUCGGCUCCCCCAACCUACCGGAUAUGAUACACUUUACCACCCAAGACGGGCAGGAGAAUAACGAGUUCCGAGGCGGUGGCUUUCACAUCUGCCAGGAGAAGUCCAUGAAGGUGUGGCGAAUCCGGUACGAGGGAGUUCUGCGACGCCAGGAGGCCACCGAGGAGGAUGUAACUGUGGAUCUGGAUCUGAGGUUCAGAAGCUCCUCCGCCAGGCACUUUGACUAUAGCCGGGACUUGAGCUCCGCCCUGAUCGCCGACUCGAUAGCCCGCGAGGCCUGGAACGAGGAAUUCUACAGUGUCCUGCGGAGCGUCAACCACAUCGUGGAGAAGCGGACGCACUACGAGCAGAACGGCGAACUCACUGGCCAGAUCCGUAUCCGGGAUGAGGAGAUACCGCUGCGAAUGUUGGGCUUCAGGGAUCACAGUUUCGGCACGGAACGCUGUCUCAGCUCCAUCAAUCGGUAUGUGUACUUCGCCCUGUUCCUGGACGACGGCAGCAGCAUGGUGGUGGGCAAUCUCAGCCAGCCGAGCUUCUUCCUCUCCUCCCUGAAGGUGGGCUACGUCUGCACCCCCGCCGGUGAAUACCAGCCCCUGACGUGGAGCAACUUUGAGUUGUACUCCUACGGGGAGAAGGGCAUACCGCCACAGCAUCAGAAUUUCAUUGUCCGGACCGAGGAGCAGGAGUACCUGGUCCAGAUCCAGGUGGAGGGUUCGGCUGUGCGGUAUGUGGGCGGGGAUUGGGAGUCCAAGGUGUUUAAUCAGUUCCUUGCCUGCACUGUCAACGGGAUAUCCGGGCAGGGACAUGCCGAAUUCCUCUACCGCCACAAGGGUGGCCGGCCGGAGGACAUCAAUGCCAAGGAUCCCAGCUGGUAUCAGGACAUCAAGCGAUUCGAGAGAAGUCUCAGUCUCCUGGAGGAGGAGGAAAGGGACUUUAUCUUUUAAAGAUAUUCUUAAU
This is a messenger RNA of Drosophila bipectinata, 1402 nucleotides long. RefSeq lists its product as uncharacterized. NCBI's taxonomy places the organism in Eukaryota, Metazoa, Arthropoda, Insecta, Diptera, Drosophilidae. The record is from RefSeq and is a predicted model, not a curated record.